GAGACGCAUGUGAGGUUUCCGGGUCCAUGUGACAAAUCAGGUAGGUUUCAGCAAGAGGAGGAGGAGGAGGAGGAGGAGGAGGAGAGUCAGAGAACAAGGAGGAGGCAAAUGCAAUUUGUGUUGCAUGUGGCCUGUGUUCCAUCGACCAGCCCAUUUUACAGCCGCAACCCCCUCCGUUUGCUUCCCCCAUGUCAGCAUGGCUGGAGGCUCAGUGUCGGAGUGUAAGGAGUAUUUAUUCAAAGUGCUGGUCAUCGGAGAGCUGGGCGUCGGGAAGACCAGCAUCAUCAAGCGGUACGUGCACCAGCUGUUCUCGCAGCACUACAGAGCCACGAUCGGCGUCGACUUCGCACUCAAAGUGAUCAACUGGGACAGCAAAACCCUGGUCCGCCUCCAGCUGUGGGACAUUGCGGGUCAAGAACGAUUUGGGAACAUGACGCGGGUGUACUACAAGGAGGCCGUAGGGGCGUUUGUGGUGUUUGACGUGACGAGGGUCUCCACAUUUGAAGCCGUCUCCAAGUGGAAGCACGACCUGGACAGUAAGGUGAAGCUGGCCAAUGGCAGCCCCAUCCCUUCUGUGCUGCUGGCCAAUAAAUGUGACCAAAAGAAAGACAACUCCAACAACACAACCCUAAUGGACAAUUUCUGCAAGGAGACUGGUUUCUUGGGCUGGUUUGAAACCUCGGCCAAGGACAACAUCAACGUGGACGAGGCGGCACGUUUCCUGGUGGAGAACAUCUUGGCUAACGACAAAGGUCUGUUGUACGAGGAGAGCAACGGAGAUCGGGUCAAACUGGAGCAAGAGACUGUGGUGGCCGAGAGCAAGUCGGGCUGCUGCUAACACUCGGUCUGUUCACAGUAGCCACCAGCUUCUGUCUGACAGGGUCCACUGCCGGUUCUCAACCUGUGGCCCUCGGGUCUCUCUAUUCCAGCCUCUCAGAAGGAGUAGGGAAUUCUGGGUCAUAGCAGCUCACAGAACUUCUCCUCUCUGCUCCACUGCCUGUUUCACCCUCACUCCUCUGUAUCUCUCUCUAGGGCAGAGCAGCGACCAAUUUUAUUGAAUUUUGGUCAAUGCCUUUUUUUUGCUGUUCUAAUAGAAUCUUCAUUGUUGUUUUUGUGACCUUACACUAUCCCUCGAUUGUGCGUCACAUCACCUGUUAGUGCUCUUCAUGCCCUCUGGAUCCCUGCAUUGUAGCAGUCUCUAUGCUACUGAAUCAAAACAAAACACUCGAGCCAGUCUGAAGCCUUUCAGCGGUAAUAACAGAGGCAAUGCUGCCACUUAAUCACUUACCUACAUUUACAUCUGCGCAAAAAUAGCACCACAACAAUAACACUGCCUUUCAUAUUUUAAUCCAAAGUCUGGGCUACAUUUUUUUACUGACACAGAUGAACAUAAAAGUAUUAAGUUGAAAACAUUAUCUCAGUGUUCACCAAGGCAACAUCUAGAUGUUGAGUCAUUCAUUAUACACAGACGUCACAUGUUGACGAUCAUGUUUGGACGGUCUAUGUUCAGUGUUCCGAUGCCAAGGACGGUCUUUUAUCAUGACGACAACAUGUGGAAUAAAUAAGCGUUUUAACAGGUUCGUGUAGUGUUCUAGUGUUAGACUGUCUGAUCCCUGUGUAAUUUAUUUUAUAACAAUGCAGCCUGUCUCCAAUUAUACAGUUGUUCUUGAAACCGGCAAAUAUAUAAAAACAAAAACAAAAAAAACUCAGUUGAACUGGAUUAUUUCAUGCACAUCAUGUACAGUAAGGGUUCGUUCCUGUGUUUGGGUCCAACUAGAAGGACUUGGUUUAAAAAGUGCCUGUAAAAUGAUGACAAUCCACCUGGAAAGUUGGCAUUACAACAGAAAGGCUGACAUUGUUGUUAUUGUAAAAUGACAUUGUUUUGUUUCGUUUUUUUGUGUUUUUUUUUUUUAGGUAAUGUGGUCAAUCAAAAAUAAAGUAUAUACAGUAUUACUGUCCAAUGGCCUUAGUGAGGCUCCUACAUCAGUUUGAUUUGUACUUCCACUACCCCAUUGUUAACAGCGCAGAUUAAUAACAAAACAAAAACUAGAGAAUGACAAUAAUGAGGGAAUUUGUCUUCAUUUCAUUUCAUCUUUUUUUUUGUUUGUUUUGUCAAUGUAUGGGAAAUAACUAGUGUGUGUGAAAAACAUGUAUGAAAAAAAAGGGUAUUUCAGAGUAACAUUACAACAAAGGUCACUGGAUACAGUUCUACAUGUAAGAGUUGAAAACCAUGUCUGCUGGAGAGAGAGAUCCUCGUGACUCCACUUUAGGGAACAGUGUGUGAUAGUCAUCAGAGACUUCACUCUCCUACAGUACUCUGCACCACACCCUUCACUGUCUUCACUGAAGCACUGAUGCAAAAGCAGGAAGUCUUCUUGACCCCUCAUGGUCAUGAACGGUAACAUCUAGAUAAAUUCUUCAGUAUUUUUCUCUUCCAUUUGCUCCAUUGUAUAAAAUCCAGUGUCCACACAGGAAUAAUCUCUUACUCUUUCUUCUGCGCUGUUGUUUGAUGGUCACGUGAUUAUGUUCUUGUGAUCUCUUCUGUCAGACUACACAGGGUUGUGUGCAUUCCUAGCUUAUACUUCCUGGAAAUUCACAGAGAGAAAUGCUAAAUAGAAAUAUCAAAGACACAUUCUCUAUCAAAGACUUGAAAGAUCCAGGGCAAAAUUAAUGUACAAAAUACAUCAAUACAAAACAAAAACACAACAUGUAACUGCAUGUCUAACAGUGAUGCACAGCUUCUACCAGCAAGCGUAUAUGGAGUUUGUGACACUAAUAGCAGCACUACAGUGAGUACCUGCAAAUCAAUGGGCGUCAGUGUUGUACACUUUCUUGUUUUAUUUUAUUUUAUUUUAUUUUUUUUACACCAAAUGGUGUUACAAUCCUGCUUUUCUGAGGGUCACAUGUUCAUCACAUGGUUCUACAUAAUGCAGUUAAAUACGGUUCAUGCAAUUUCAUGAAAGGUAUUUGUGACCCAAUUUUUGCAGUGAUAAAGCAUUUUCACAUGAUACAGAGUGGUUGGGGACAAAAUUAUUGGCUCUAAAAUAAAAUAUUCACUCAUGUA
Messenger RNA from Cynoglossus semilaevis (tongue sole), 3064 nucleotides. RefSeq names its product RAB32a, member RAS oncogene family (gene rab32a). Gene Ontology annotation, cellular component: late endosome; lysosome; Golgi apparatus. The record is from RefSeq and is a predicted model, not a curated record. NCBI's taxonomy places the organism in Eukaryota, Metazoa, Chordata, Actinopteri, Pleuronectiformes, Cynoglossidae. The transcript is spliced from 4 exons. Gene Ontology annotation, molecular function: GTPase activity; GTP binding. Gene Ontology annotation, biological process: endosome to lysosome transport; phagosome-lysosome fusion. The coding region runs from base 125 to 838 and encodes 237 amino acids.